CGUCAGUGGCCGGACGCUUCCGGUGUCGGGCUGGAGCUGGUUCCCUUGUUGACACUUUAUUGUUCCCGCUUGGUAAGCGGAAGAAUGCAGCGGGCCUGACCCCCACAGGACCGGACUACUUACAUCCGACAGUGAGCGGAGAAGGAGGGGAAGAUGUCCUCGGGCCGGCAGUCUCAGCAGCUCCCUGGACCGGGCGGCGGGACAGGCCCAUCGUCUUCUUCAUCCUCUGCCCCGUCCAGCUCUUCCUCCGCGGCGGGGCCUCUAAGGCCAGUGGCCUCCAGUAUGUCCAGGCUGGCGGUGACUGGUAACGGCUCCGCGCUGUCCGUUAGGGCCGUGAGUUCGGGGCCAAGGAAGAGGCCCCUGCCGACCCCCCUGUGUAACGGGCUCAUCAACUCCUACGAGGACAAGAGCAACGACUUUGUGUGCCCAAUAUGUUUCGAUAUGAUCGAGGAAGCCUACAUGACAAAAUGUGGACACAGCUUUUGCUACAAAUGCAUCCAUCAAAGCCUGGAGGACAAUAACCGCUGCCCGAAGUGUAACUAUGUGGUGGAUAACAUUGACCAUCUCUACCCAAACUUUCUAGUAAAUGAACUUAUUCUCAAACAGAAGCAAAGAUUUGAUGACAAGCGGCUGAAGCUGGACCCAUCGAAUGGUCACCGAUGGCAGAUCUUCCAAGACCUUCUGGUAACUGAUCAAGAUAAUCUGGAUCUAGCCAAUGUUAACCUGAUGCUUCAGCUUUUGGUACAGAAGAAGAGGCAACUUGAAGCGGAAUCGCAUGCUGCGCAAGUUCAGAUCCUAAUGGAAUUCCUCAAAGUGGCUCGACGGAAUAAGAGAGAGCAAUUGGAGCAGAUCCAGAAAGAGCUGAGUGUGGUGGAAGAAGACAUAAAGCGUGUAGAGGAGAUGAGCGGUUUAUAUUCCCCGCGGAGUGAGGACAGCACUGUGCCACAGUUCGAAGCCCCUUCCCCAUCACACAGCAGCAUAAUCGACUCCACAGAAUACAGUCAACCCCCUGGAUUCAGUGGAAAUUCCCAAACAAAAAAGCAGCCGUGGUAUAACAGUACGCUGGCAUCCCGCCGGAAACGCCUCACAGCACAUUUUGAAGACUUGGAGCAAUGCUACUUCUCUACCAGAAUGGCUCGUGUGUCAGAUGACAGUCGGACAGUGAGUCAACUGGAUGAAUUUCAAGAGUGUUUAUCCAAGUUCACCCGAUAUAACUCUGUGCGUCCUCUCGCCACCCUCUCCUACGCCAGUGAUCUAUAUAACGGCUCCAGCAUUGUAUCCAGCAUAGAGUUUGACCGAGACUGUGACUACUUUGCCAUUGCUGGUGUGACCAAGAAGAUCAAGGUGUAUGAGUACGGCACAGUUAUUCAGGAUGCUGUAGACAUCCACUACCCGGAGAAUGAAAUGACCUGUAAUUCAAAAAUCAGCUGUAUAAGCUGGAGCAGCUAUCACAAAAACCUGCUGGCCAGCAGCGAUUAUGAAGGGACGGUGAUUCUCUGGGAUGGCUUUACAGGGCAAAGAUCCAAAGUAUACCAGGAACAUGAAAAGAGGUGUUGGAGUGUGGAUUUUAACCUCAUGGACCCCAAACUUCUAGCGUCUGGUUCUGAUGAUGCCAAAGUUAAGCUAUGGUCUACCAACCUGGAUAAUUCUGUUGCUAGUAUUGAAGCCAAAGCCAAUGUAUGCUGUGUGAAAUUUAGUCCCUCUUCCCGAUACCACCUAGCGUUUGGCUGUGCAGAUCACUGUGUCCACUAUUAUGACCUCCGAAACACUAAACAGCCGAUCAUGGUGUUUAAAGGACAUCGCAAAGCUGUCUCUUAUGCCAAGUUUGUCAAUGGGGAGGAGAUUGUUUCCGCGUCAACAGACAGCCAGCUGAAGUUGUGGAACGUUACCAGACCACAUUGCCUGCGCUCCUUCAAGGGUCACAUCAAUGAAAAGAAUUUUGUUGGGUUGGCGUCUAAUGGAGACUAUAUUGCCUGUGGAAGCGAAAACAAUUCCCUCUACCUGUACUAUAAGGGGCUCUCGAAAACCCUUCUGACUUUCAAGUUUGACACUGUUAAGAGUGUGUUGGACAAAGAUCGCAAGGAAGAUGACACCAAUGAGUUUGUGAGUGCUGUGUGUUGGAGGGCGCUACCUGACGGGGAGUCCAAUGUUCUUAUUGCUGCUAACAGCCAGGGCACAAUCAAGGUACUGGAGCUGGUAUGAUACAUCGACUCCUAGUUGACAAGUGAUGAGGUCUUCAAGCUCUCGUGUUCUAGGCCAGGAUCUCCAUCUGCAGAAAACUCUAAAACUCUUCCUGAUGGAGACUCUCAAAGCAUUUUGUCACAUCACUUCUCAUGAGACUUCUCGAUGUGGAGGAUGAAGAAUGGGACCGAGCAUAAAUGGACUCAACAAUUUAUGCUGCCAUCCCUGGGCACUCAAGAAUUUUCCUGCCCUCAUAACUGUACUUUUUCUCUUCUGGUGCUGCUUUAUACCUUAGUAAUUGGGGAAAUGUAUCCUGUUGCUUUGUACAGUUCCUACCAGCACUGAGGACAUGAACUGAGAGGUAGAGAGAGAG
Molecule: messenger RNA, 2554 nt
Organism: Hyla sarda
Lineage: Eukaryota; Metazoa; Chordata; Amphibia; Anura; Hylidae
Gene: COP1
Product: COP1 E3 ubiquitin ligase
Exons: 20
Coding region: 154-2202 (682 amino acids)
Biological process (GO): proteasome-mediated ubiquitin-dependent protein catabolic process
Molecular function (GO): ubiquitin protein ligase activity; protein binding
Source: RefSeq, a predicted model, not a curated record